ACCUGUAUCAAAUAUAACUAUUGGAUAUUUACGAUCGUAGAAAUUGAGGCAAAUAUCACCACACGUCAACAACUGUAUCAAUAGCGUUGUUGAACAUUGGAGAUCGGGAUGAUUUGAAUCAAUCCGUGAGUCCUCUGAGACGUAUUUACUAAGAGCAUCCGAAGGGACUAACACAAUGGCAGAGCUUACGUAUGAAAUAUCCAGUAAUGAACUGGCCAAUAAUACUGACUGGAAGUACACUGAUGGGAACGGAACAGAGUUCAAUUUGGACUCGUUCUUGGGACUAAACGAGGAUAAAGCCCCUGUUAUCGUCUUCGUCGUUAUCUCAACUGUCCUUUGUUUACUGAGUGCGGGGGCGAAUCUCCUCUCUAUGAUAGCAAUUCAGCAUAUUCCUGGAAAUUCCACACCUAUACAUAUGCUUUAUAUUAAUUUAGCCGUUGCGGACAUGAUGGGUGCCGUAGCUACGUUUGUGUCCCAAAUCGGAACACGCAUAAGCUUUAAUUGGGUCAGGGAUAUCCCUACGUUGAACGUGUUGGGACACACGGAUGCCGUCGGGUUCGUCUUGCUCGUGUUCUUCUAUUGUGGCAGUGCAUUUACGCUCCUAAUCUUCUCUAUACUUCGCUAUGUCGCCAUAGCAUACCCACUUAAGUAUAGCGCUAUUUUCACAAAGAAGAACAUCUUUGUCUUUGUCACAAUCUGUUGGAUAGUUUCUGCAGUGAUUAGUGCACCGGGACUCUGUGGUAUCAUAUUUAAGAGGAAUCCCCACUGCAAGCCGUGGAAUUACGUGUGGCCUUGUAUUAUCGGGGGUGUGUUCAUCGCCGUCGUUGCGUUAUAUGCUCGCGUCUCCCGGGGCCUAUGGAGUCGAUCAAAUAGUGCCGUUUCGGAGCACCAAGCGGAUGACAAUUACAAGGCCUUUGUUACCACCCUCAUUCUCACCAGCACGCUUCUAAUUUCCAUGCUGCCGUUCGUAAUUUUCAAAAUUCUGCGAUUACACGCCGAGCAGACAGACAAAAUAACUCCAUUUGUAUUCAACAAUUUCAUCUGCUAUUUACCAUAUAUUAAUUUCCUUUCGGACCCGCUGGUAUACGGCGCAAGGACACGGGACGUUCGGGAGGGCUACAAGCACCUCCUACAAAGCAUGGGACUAAACAAGGAGUACGAUAGGCGCCUUCAGGAUGGUAUUUCAGCAGCAAAGCAAACGGAGGAUACUGGGGUCUAAGGCGAUAUAUACCACGGCAAUCAUAAUGACAUUUUGUCAGACAGAGGAGAUGCAUAAGAAUACCGAACAUAGUUUUUUGACAGACAAGCAUAAAUCAUGCAGAGAAACAUGCAGGUUGAUUUCAAUUAGCCAAAAAAUAAAUUACGUUUUAGACCUGUUGAUGUUAUAGCAAUUUAGUAGAUCAUAACUUAUCCUGCUUCACUAACUCAGGUCUACAGCAACCUUCUCACCAGUUCAAUCUAUUUCACAGUAGGCAUGUUCACCAAGCCUUCACAACCACCGGUAUGUUUAUCACUUGAGAUAACUCGUAUCAUAUCACUGUUCUCAUUGGCACGUAUGACUAGCUUGAUACGAGUUACAUUUCACAUAUUCUGCACUUGCAUGCUCAGAAUGUUAACAUUAAUGUAAGUUGUUAAACUCAAUUAACAAGAGUUCACAUGAUCACUAGUAAUUUGUUAACCAUCGCACUGGUUUGUUUUACUGGCGUCUCCUCUGUAAUUUAAUUGAUAUAUCGCAAGGUAUAUAACACCUUAGAUCUCCGUACGCUUCGCUUGUCACCUCUGCACGGGUCAUUUAACCCGCGAAUGACACCUUGGAUGCACCUCGGAUGUCAUCAUCACGUUCCAAUGACGUCACUGAUUUACGUUCCUCAGAGAACAGGACACUCCAAAUGUUGAAACACCAACACGCAUGCCCAAGAUGUCGUCAAGUGCAAAUAUGAUUUAUGUUGUUAGGAAAAGUCGCACAUCUUCGAUUCUCUAGAUAUAGAGUGUCACAAACAUGACCUGCAAGAUAAACGUUGCUAUGACACCCACAAUAAUUUGUGUAAAAUUAGAGGGAAUUGGUGGGUGUCGAGCUUAUAAAUGCGAAGACGAAUGGGUUAAAACGUGCUACUGAAGUUAGCGCACUUUCAAAAUAUCUGUAGUGAAUGGUGAUAACAGCAUCAAUUGAAGUGAAGAAACCAUUCGAUUGUGAAUUCGGAGCAAAGAUAUAUGGCCUCAAAUAAGCGAUAAUCCUAAGAUGAAGGUGGUGAACCACAUGACGCGUUUUACUCCAGUGCGUUCAUUGAUUACAUCCCCGGGCAAAUGCAUCGAAGCAAAUACAUUUCGUGUUUGUCAAAUGAUGACACGCCGAUUAUCUAAUGAAGGAACAAUGUGCUUCAUUUGUCACAGAGCGAAUGGCAAAAAGCUUAUAUAAUGAGUAAAUCUAGGCUGUGUUAAGUUAUUAGGUGCAUUCUAUCCUUUAUAGUGCAGCGUGUAGCAUGAUUCCUGAGGGCCAAUUCUGACACGAAAAAGAGGAUUGGGCAUGAUCAUUUUCUGUUAAACAUUGAGAACAUUUCAUUCCUUCAUAUGUUACGAAU
Owenia fusiformis is the source of this 2579-nucleotide messenger RNA. NCBI's taxonomy places the organism in Eukaryota, Metazoa, Annelida, Polychaeta, Sabellida, Oweniidae. The record is from the annotation of a GenBank genome assembly.